UCUGCAUGGUAUUCCGAUGACUGCUACAACGAUCAUUACUACAUCUGCCAAACAAAACCAUGUGACUCGUCCAAGUACUGUGCCGCUGGACUUGGCAAUGACGAUUCUGAUAGCUGAAAGAACAAGGAAUGAACGAAUUUAG
Haemonchus placei is the source of this 142-nucleotide messenger RNA. The record is from the annotation of a GenBank genome assembly. Lineage: Eukaryota; Metazoa; Nematoda; Chromadorea; Rhabditida; Trichostrongylidae.